UUCUCUUAAUAUACUACACUGCUUUUGUUUUCUCGAAUUUUUGCGGUGUAUUCGGAAUACCGUUAUUUGUUGAAAUCAGCGAAACUUUUAUGUUUUGCUCUUUAAUUUUGUUUUCCUCUUUGUUGUCGGGUCAGUCAUCUCAGCAUGGAAGUUUCUGGUAAUUUAAGCAAUUUUCAUUAUAAUUUAGAGUCUUGUGAUAUUUUCUUGUAAAGUUACAGAUAAUUGAUUUCCAAGUUAGGCCGAUUUUUAAAUUUUUUGAUGUAAAAGUUCAUGACGAUCUGUUUGAUUUUUUUUCGUUCUCCUCUCUGUCGCAAGAAACUAUUAAAUGGAGCCUUGCCCUAAAUGUUUACACGGUGCAAUCAAAAAAUCAUUUAAAAUCAUGAUUUUUUCUGAUUGCUAAUUUUAAUAAAAUAUGUAAGUUUUGUUUUUCAAAAAUAGUUAUUUUGCCUGCUUUGAGUUUGUGAAUCAGUAGUGUGUUAGAGAAAGGCUAGGUUGUGCCAUUUCAUAGGAUAAUUCAAAAGUUUUGAGAAAUGUUUAAAGUGCCGUUUUUACAGUCAAUCUAUUAUCUAUUAUAUAUUUAAAUGCGGGCUUCACCAUCUCGCCACGCUUAAGCUUUUUCAACGUAUUAUUUUUGCAUGUGUAACGAAAGAAUUUUUUCAGGUAUAAGCUAUAUCGUGUUUUGCAAUGGUUAAGAUUUUUCUUUCGAUUUUCCUGUUUGAGUUCAGUGUUUGUUUUCUCCGAAUUAAGAUUAAGCAGCUCAAUAGUGGGAUGCUGUCAGGGUUCUCUCAGGGUUUACGAUUUUGGCCUCCAAUUAUGAAUGCCUAAAUUCUUUAAGUGUACGAGAUACGACAAUUUUAGUGAUUUUUCAGAAAACUGAAAUACAAAAUAAUUUACAAAAACUUGGAAUUCCCAACCCUGUAUUUGGGUGCUGUCAGAAUACUCUCAAGUAUUGCGAAUCUUUCCUCCACAUUGGAAUGCUUUAAUCCUUGUAGUUUUCGAGAUGACGUGUUUUAUAAUUUUUUUUCAUUUUUUCAGAAAAAUAAGAUUUAAAAAAAUCGAAAGAAAUGAAAUUCCCAACCUUGUACUUGGGUACUGUGAGGGUGCUCUCAAGGAUUGCGAAUCUUGCCUCCAAAUAUGACUGCCCAAAACCUUGUAGUUAACGAGAUACGACGUGUUUUAUGAUUUUUUAAAAAAAAAAUUCAGAAAACUUAGAUUUCAAAAAAUAUCGAAAGAAUUGGAAAUCCCAGCCCUGUAGUUGGGUAAUCUGAGGCUGCUCUCAGGAGUUCCAAAUUGCAAAUCUUGCAUCCAAUUAUGACUGCCCAAAUCCUUGUAGUUUUCGAUAUAUAACGUUUUUUGUGAUUUUUCAAAGUUUAAAAUUCCCAACCCUAUUACUGGGGGCUGUCAGAGUACUCUCAGGGGUUGCGAAUCUUGCCCCUCAAAUACGAUUGCUCAAAUUUUUGUGGUUUUACAUAUGACAUUUUUGUGAAUUUUUCUAAAACGUUUCUCGGGAAACUUGAAUUUUGAUAUUUUCGAAAAUGUGAAAUUUCUAACACUAUAGUUGGCACAGUCAGAGUACUCUCAGGGUUGUGAAUUUCGCCUCCAAAUGUGAUUGCUCAAAUCUUGGUAGUUUUCGAGAUAUGGCGUCUUGAUGGUUUUUCAAAAAAAAAUGUGAGAAAACUUAAGCUUGAAGUUUUCCAAAGUUUGAAACUCCCAACGCUGUAGUUGGGUACUGUAAGAGUACUCACAGGAGUUGCAAAUCUUGCGUCUAAAUGCGACUGCUCAGAUGCAUUUAGUUACCGAUGUGUGUGUGAAGUUUUUUAAUUCAUUUUAUAGUUUUUUUAAAGAACUUAGAUAUAAAAAAAUUCACAAAGUUUCAUGGUUUUUCAAAGUUUGAAUUGGAAAAUCGUGAAAGAAAAUACAAAAUUUGAAGUUUUCAAACCUGUAAUUGGGUGCAGUCAGAGUACACUCAAAGGAUGCAGAUCUUUUUUUCCAAUAUACUCGGUUUUUUAUGAAUUUCGAAGCACCGGAGGUACGUUACACGCUAGUUUUUUUAAAACCUGAACACCACUGGCAUGUAUUUCGGUAUCGCAAGUGAAGCGAAGCAUUUGGUAUCGCUCUGUGUCAUAAGCUGCUGGUAGAACAUCCAAAACUUAACUUAGCGCCAAUGGCAGGACGAAAUGUAUAGUCGGUGGAAUAAGUUUUGUACCAUUUUUCAUUUUGCCGCAUAAAUUUUUAUCAGCGUCGAUUACCAUAUUGCAGAUAGGCAUGAAACAUGUAAUAGCGACGAAACUCUCAAGAACGUUUCCAUUAUUGUGCGGGCGGCCGAGGCUUAAUAGCGGCCUUAAUCGCUCGUUGAAAACAAACUUGGGCCAAAAUAACCAACAGGAUUUGAAUGAAGUGCUGAGCGACUUAAACAAGAAGAGAGUUCAGAACGUUCUAGAAGAAAACAAUCGGCUGGUUCAGAAGAGUAUAAGCAGAGCUGGUAAGUCUGAAGAAGAACGAGAGUUUGGCAGUGCAGUACUUGUCCCUUUCUGCACCUAUCGAGACAAACCCUCCAUUCUGUACACAGUGCGGUCGAGGAAUCUAAUCAGUCACCGCAAUGACCUCAGCUUCCCUGGAGGAAAAGUUGAAGAUCAAGAUAACAAAGACCUCGUCAGAACAGCUGUGCGAGAGUGCUGCGAGGAACUGGACAUCCACAAAGACCAAAUCGAUGUGUGGGGCCAUGUGCUGCGAGACGCCAAAUAUAUUCGAAGACGGUACCUGACCAUUCCAGUUAUAGCCAACCUAGGACGGAUUGAGGAUUUGAAGCUGAAGAUGGAACACCCAACUCCAGAAGUGGAAUCCAUUUUAAUAGUGCCCUUAGAUUACUUCCUGGCAGAGAAUAGCACUCAAAGAUACACAGUGUACAAGAUGGUGUAUCCCAGAGAGGGAGAAGUUGACAAGUACCGGAACACUCUGUUCACACAUCCCCAGAAGAGAAUCUGGGGCAUGUGUGCCAACUUCACAGCCGCUCUCUUGCCCAUCAUGCAUCCCCCAUUUGAACAUCAUCUGUUACAGCACAAAUUUUUCAAGUGAUUCAAAGACUUUUUUUAUGGCUCAUUGUAUUUUGGUUCAAACUGGAAGUGUUCAAGUGUUAAUGAACAAACAUAUUCAAAAUGUAUUUAUUAUUUAUAUUCCAGUAAGACGUUACAAAGUUCAAUCAUAUUGUAGAAUUUCAAAAUAGAAAUUAAAACAUAUAAUU
This is a messenger RNA of Symsagittifera roscoffensis, 3241 nucleotides long. RefSeq names its product mitochondrial coenzyme A diphosphatase NUDT8-like. The coding region runs from base 2266 to 3075 and encodes 269 amino acids. The transcript has 4 exons. Lineage: Eukaryota; Metazoa; Xenacoelomorpha; Acoela; Convolutidae. Gene Ontology annotation, molecular function: coenzyme A diphosphatase activity. The record is from RefSeq and is a predicted model, not a curated record.